CCCUCCUCCUUCCCUUUCUCCCUCCUCCUUCCCUUUCCCCCAUACACCCCCUCCCUCCCUCCCCUCCCGCCUUGACUCCGCUCUGGCCCUGAAGCGGGUGCCGCGAUGGCUCCGGCCGCCGACCGGGAGGGUUAUUGGGGCCCGCCGACCUCCACCUUGGAGUGGUGCGAGGAGAACUACGCCGUCUCCUACUACAUCGCCGAGUUCUGGAACACAGUGAGUAACCUGAUUUUCAUUCUACCUCCCAUCUAUGGUGUGAUUCAGACCUAUAAAGAUGGCCUUGAAAAACGGUAUUUAGCAGCAUAUUUGUGUCUUACAGCUGUGGGAUUGGGAUCCUGGUGCUUCCACAUGACCCUGAAGUAUGAAAUGCAGCUGUUGGAUGAACUGCCAAUGAUAUACAGUUGUUGUGUGUUUGUCUACUGCCUGUAUGAGUGUUUCAAGUACAAGAAUACAGUCAAUUACCCACUGCUUUUCUUGUUGGUAACAUACAGCUUCAUAGUCAGCAUAGUUUACUUAAAUUUGAAAGAACCUGUGUUCCAUCAGAUCAUGUAUGGAACCCUAGUUUCCAUUAUAGUUCUACGAUCUGUUUAUAUAGUAUUAUGGGUAUACCCACGGCUUAGAGGUCUAGGUUAUACAUCUUUAACUGUAUUUUUAAUGGGAUUUUUUCUCUGGAAUGUGGACAACAUUUUCUGUGAUAAAUUGAGAGCACUGCGAGAGAAGAUGCCUCCUGUUGUGGGUGCUGUGACACAGUUUCAUGCAUGGUGGCACAUUCUCACAGGCCUGGGCUCUUACCUUCAUAUCUUGCUAAGUUUAUACACAAGGACACUUUUCCUGAAGCACAGGCCAAAGGUGAAGUUUGUUUUUGGAAUAUGGCCUGUUCUUCUUGUGGAGCCAGCUAAGAAGCUUUGACCAAGACCUGGGGAGUCCCAUCGAUCACCUGGUCUGGCUGAAUAAAGCAAUUCAACAGUUACUGUGGCUGAAGUGUCAGAAUUAUGGAUCAAUUCAAGUCCCAUUGCUAUAAAAGGACUUCUUUGUGUGACUAGGCCAGCUGGCCAGAACAGAACAAAGAGUUGGCACACUAGGGAAAUAAUGUCUAGGACAGCUUUAUUCUGAGUUGUUAAAACAAAGAUUGAGACACAAUAUUUGUAUGUAUAUAUUGUACAGCUGAUGAUACAGAGCUAAUAUUUCGUGCUGGUCACAGAAAACUAACCAUUUUUGAAGUGGAUUGCAUACGUUUAUCAUUCAGUUGUUGUUCUUUCUGUGGUCUAAACUAGUAUUAGUAACUGAAUGACAAGAACAGGCCAUUGAUGGCCAAGCUAAGUACUUGUGUGGCCUAUAGUGAACUGAAUGCUUAACCUGAACUACUUUAAUCUUUGCACUUUUAUACAAUUAAUGAAGUAUGUCAUUAGUAUUUUAGGGCUUUAAUCUAUCUUGCUUUUCCACGUUCUCCUUUGCAAUUUAUAUUUUAAGCAAACCAGUUGGGAUACCUGUGCCAUUUGGUUCAUUUUGUAGCUACCAAGCUUCCAUUUUCUCUUCAGUCCAACUGAGUUACAUCUGGGAGGAUGGUCCAGGGUGUGACUGGCAGAAGACACUUAAGAUGGUGAAGCAUCAUAGGGAUUCUUGGUUGUGUGUGCAGACUGAAUUCCUCAUCUGUUUGACUAGUGAUCCAUCAGGAGACUGCAGGGUGACUGCAUAAAUAUAAGAGACACUUUUUUAAUUUGUUAAUAAUUAUUCUUUACAUGCCUCUCUUUUCUAUCCCUCCUUUUUAUUCCCCAUGGUCCCAUUCAUACUACAGAUUGACAAACACCUUUAGAUGUGUGCUAGUUCAGCUUGGAAUUAAUUUCUUUCCCUUCUUUUCCAAGACUUACAUAUUGGUCUGACUUUCAGAAGCAUCUUGUUAUUCAGAAAAAUGAAGAAAGAGUAAAGAGCAAGACUGAUGUUGAGGAUGCCCCAAAAUAGAAUUGGCAGCACUUUGAUUGCUCGCUCUUAAUCUGUCCAUCAGAUGAUUACUCUGUGGAAAGUUGACCACCUUUUUAAAACCAGAUUUUGGGGAUUAAUGGGGGGGACAAACUCUGGUUUCUGCAGUUUUGGUCUACCCAGCUGAUGAAAGUUAAUAAGCAAGCAGAAAGAAAUCAUUGAACUAACAGUUUUUCAAAACAUACCUCAUAUUGGAGGCUGUGGGUUUGACUCUUCAGAUCUUGGGGCAACUAAAGGAGUCUGUCUCUGGGCCUCCUAGCUGCCUUGCUAUGCAAUUUUUAUCUGCAUUUGAUGUUCUGAGGGAUUUAUCCUUCCUGCCAUGAAGAAAAAGAAAAAGGGAAAAGCUGAGACUGAUUGGAAACCCCAUUCUGGAUUGAUUUAAAACAUGCCCACAGCAGCAAAAUGCUGUAAUGAAGCUAUAAAACUGUCUCCCAGAUCACAAAGUCCCAGCUAGUGUAAGUUUCCAUGCUCUGGCUGAAAAAAUCAGACUGAAACCUGUAUCAUAGAACCAACUCUGACUAUAAAAUGGUCUCCUCUCUUUUAAUAUCUAUUUUCUUUUUCCUCUUUGCAGUUCAGCUGCAUCCUUUGUGUCCAUCAGUAGCACUGAUGUGUUCCAAAUAAAAUUGUGGGGUUUGUUACGUGACUGAGCCUGGACUCUUGGGAUCAAAUAGACCCAAACCCAGGGCUAGAAAAAGAUCCUUAACCCUGCAUGACUUCAGUGACGUUUAAGUUCUUUUCAACCUGUAAUCAACAAACCACUGUCAGGAAUGAAAAUUUUAAACCAGAUUUGUUGUCAGUAGGUUCCAGUCCCAUAGACAAGAUCAGCAUCUGUGUUGGGAAAUUAGACUGAAAGACAUGGGAAUAACAAGCAUAGAGGCAGGAAAAUGCUGUCUUGAAUCAAGUGUCUUAUUAUCCAGAAGGAUAAAGAGAUUUGAGCACUGUUUUAAAAAAAUGUAGCUUAAAAAUAAGUGCCUGCCUAUUCACCUCCAGGCUCUCUCAACAUUCUUCUGUACCCUGUAUCCAACUUUCUUAUUAGUAUGUUUACAUGUUUUCAUAAGGUAGAGAAAGAGUCCCAUAACAGGAGCAGUGCAGCAAGACCUAUCAACAGUCACUUGUGACAUCUGCUAGGUAUGGUGUUAUUUUUAAAAAAAAAUCAAACCAACAAAACCUUUAUUUUAGUGGCCUUAGUUUCGUUACUGGAGGAUCUGGGGGCUCUGUUUGGUUUCCCUGUAACUGCAGGAAGCAGAGUGUGCUGAAAAGCCACUUUCUUACUGAUAAGACAUCACUACAAUGGUAAAUUUUAAAGGAAUUUGUUGAUUCUCCUACAAAUUUGCAACUAGGGAGUGUGUGUUUCUCUUCAGAUCUUGUUGAAUGAAGUUGUCAGGAUUUAAAACAAAAUAAGCUGGAAAAGUCCUUGUUUUAAUUUUAUGCUGCUGUUUGCUUUUCAUUCACGUGCCAUUUGUCACUGAUGUUUUUAUCUUUUAGAAAAAAUCAUGGAAAUUGGCAUAUUUCUUUCCAAACAACUAAAAACCACCUCUACCAACCUUCCAGCAGCUCUUCCUUCAGGUUAUGUUUGACUCUGAAGAAUGUAAUUUAUGUGUCUGUCCUUCUAAGCAUAAAGAAUCCAGAAUUAUGGGUGCUUUGGUUUCACUGCCUUACUGAUCUUGUGAGUGAUAUUGAAACUGGCAGUUUUAACUGCAUGUCACUGAAAUUCAGACUGCCUUUUCAAGUGCCUGGAAAGACAUGUAUCCUUACUCCUGUAAUCUGUUAAAUGUCUGUUAAAUUGCUUUUUAUUUGUGUCACUUGUAUGACAUGUUGGUUUUUGUUCUACAAACCUUAGAGCAGCAUAUCCCAAACUUCUCUUGCACUACAGCUUAGGAGGUGGGGCAUCUUUGAUCCUGUUUUUUUAGUAGGAUUCAGAGAGUAGCUACUGUAAAGGGAAUUAGGGAAGUAGCAGGUUUUGUUUAAUAUGAAUCCUACAGGAUGUGUUGGACAGACUUGAUAGCAAUGAGCUCUUACUCUUUAACAUCCAUGAAGAACCAGAAAAUCUGCCACCUUGCGACCAUCGUCUCGGCACAGAUCAGCAGCAAGUAGUUCUGCAGCCCCUGAGCUGAAAAAUUCUUCCUUGGGAAUGAAAGAAAAACCUCAAAAUCAGUCUCCCAAUAUGGAUCAACACCACAUCCUAUGCCAGGAAUCUAGAUUUUCUGGAUGCAGCUCAAGACAUUCAUUAUUCAGAAUGGAAGAUGAGACACGACAACCAGAAAUCUGCCAUCAGGAAGCAUCUGGUUGGUGUUUUGGAGGCAGCGUUGUUAGUUAGCAGUGUUAGUCACUCUGGACUUCAUGGGAAUGCUGCUGCUUGUAGCACGAGGAGGAUGGUGCUACCCACAAGUAUUUAGAAGGCUACCCCGUGGUCAGGAUUGGAAUAUGCAGCCUGUCACUUGCUGAUCUACCUCUGUCGUGUAUUGGACAGGACCUGUGCCCUUAAUUACACCUGCCUGAACAUGCAGACAAUUAGAGCAGCCUGACGUAGCCCCACAGCCCCUGAGGUUGGCACCAAUGUUGUACUGAUCUGUGGCUGACUCUGUUCACUCUCCAUAAACAUCCUGCUCUGUUCUGUGUCUGUCACUUCUAGGUUGUGCUCAGUCUGCUCUUCGUCUGCCUGCCCAAGUCUGACUGCAUUAGAGAGAGGUAUGAGUAGGAGGACUUGAACUCAGACAGGUGAAGUGAAACCUUUUUUGGCAGUGAAGUUACAUUUAAAGCUAAGAUGCAAACAGCAUCACUAGUUCCACGUGAUUUUGGAAGAGGUGAGAUGGAAAAUACUGCUUUGUAAGCCGUUUUAAUUCUCUUUAAAUCUGAUACUGUGCUGUUUUGUUUGGCUGAAGGGGAAUUGUAUGACUUGAAAUGCAGUUGAUUCUUUUGGCUGUGGUGCACUUGCUGCCAACACUUGGUUUUGAACAGCUGGAUGAGUUUUUUCAGCUAACUCCUCCAUCUGAAACUCUUAGCAGCAGAAAAUUCUCCCAGUGUCACGAGUGUUUCUCACAGUUACACUCCCCUUGUUUAGUCUGCAUUCAAGAAUCUCAGUGAUGCUGUUUUCUAAAAACCUGUUUCUCCCUGUGGAUAUAUUUUUAGCAUUUGGUAGCAGGUGGUGAAGCAAUUCUACAUAACACUUCUUAGUGGAAGACAAGCUCUAAAGCAGCAGCACUUGUUUUCUUCAGUGGAUCUCAGAAUCCAGGAACACACCUUAAUUUUGGCAGAAUCUGUGCCCUGUGAUUUAAAUUAACAUCUUCAGGUAAAAUUAUCUACUUUAUAGAAACCCCAUCAGCACUUUAUAAGCAGGUGGUGGGAGAUUUUAACUGCAAAGUGCUGUUUAACUGUGAGACCAGUAUGAAGAGGGAGAUUAGUGGUGGAGCCUUUAUUACCCACGAGAAGCAAAAAAGCCAGGAGGAGAUUAGGAAAUCUUACAUGGAAAGAGAACAACAAAAGCUUAAGCACAGAAUCCUGUGGUGUUACAUCAGCCACCCACCCGUAACUGCACUUUAGAUUCUUACAUAACAAGCUUGAAUAUUUUACACAUUUCACUUUCCUUUCUGACUCUUCACUCUUUACCACAGAAGUGUUGUAGACUCUGUUACAUAGGGUUUGUUGUAGAUUAUUCAGAUGUUGUUCCUUGUUUUAUGAGGAUGGAACGUGACAGAGAAAUGAAUACAUUUCUUAUCCCUCUGGAACACCCUCUGCCAGCUUUGUUUGAGAGUCUGGGAUUUUGACUCUAUCUAGUGUCUUUAUCAGCUGUCAGAAGAAGCUGGUUUCCUUUUAAUCAUUUCCUUAGAGAUGCUCUUACACGUCUAACAGUUUUGUUUCUGAAAAUGUUUUGCAAGCAAACCUUUUCACCCUGCUGCUGUCAAAGAACAUCCACAAAACCCUUGGAAGAGGAUGGGAAGAGAUGCAGCUGCACAGAACAUACUGUGUAACUAGUAAGAUUGGGUUUGUGUUUCUUCCUUCAGUUUCUCACUCACAGCUGCCUAUAGCUGCCAAGUGCCUGAUCUCUGUCACAAACUUUUUCUGAGAGCUGAGGCUGUAUUUUCUCCUGGGGUCCCUAAGACAAGAUCCUUGCUGGGUGGGAGGUCAUUUUGCUGGUUGUUACAAAUCCUCCAGCUGCAGGAGUCACAGAACUCUUUUGACUUGCUCCCCAGAAACGUUGUUAGCCAGUACGUGGCUGCCUCUGCUUGGCUCAGACCUUGUGCCUGACUGUACCCCACGUUCCUGAUGGAUCUGCUCAGAUUUUUGGAAGCUGGUUGAGGGGUUUAGCCCUGCAGCUGGUGUUUAUUUUAGUGUGUGUAGUUCGAGGAGAGGCAGUGUGAGGGCGCAGCACACAAGCAAACAAGCACUUUAUGCAGAGCCCUGUUCCUGGAGCUCCCAGCCAGCUGCUCCAGACAGGACUGGGGAUACUGGGCUUCCCAUGUACAGUUUUGGGGGCAGGAUCGAUGCCUGAACCUCUCACUUUACUCCAGAACUCCCCCAUCUUACUUGUCGAAAGUCUUUAGAUUUGAUUACACCUGUAAUUGCAAAUUUAAGAAGAACCAAGUUCAAAAUCCAGCUAAUGCCAGACCCGAAGCCAGUGCUUGCACAUUGGUUUUGCACAUACUUCACACAAGUUGAGUCUGCCUGAUUUUUAGAGCAAAAUGUUGAUUUUUUUUUUUUUAAGAAAUGCAAAUAAAGGGUCUUUUGAUUAUUUGUCCACAGGAAUAUCUGUAAGCACAAUCUCAGAUUCAUCCUUUCCCCAAAGCUCUAGAACAUUUAUAUGUGUCUCCAAAGCUAAUGUUUAAUACAGUGGGUUUUGACACAUGACCACAGCAAAACAUGUACCAAAAUGUUUUCUAUAUUCAGGCCUUGGUCAGCAGCUGCAGAAGAAUUUUGGUUGUGUCCACUAUUGCUCCCUGGAUUUUGGAAGACAGAGUUUCAAGCAGCAUAAGCAGUAGUUAGACUGAACAGGAACUGGUUUUUCUCUUGAUCUUCCAAAUUGAUGUUGACUAUUUGAUGUUGAAUAUUGAACACACCUUAAUGCACUCAUGAUGUUUCCUGGCUUAGCAAGUAACAUCUGUCCACCUGUGAUGGACAUGAAACCCCCCCACGUGUAACGUGACCAAACUUUCUAACAUUGACACUAUUUGUUCUGACAUAAUCUUUUGGUUUUGUUGUUUUUUUUCCCACUGAAAUCCAGUAUAUGCUUGCAGAUCAAUAAUGACACUGUGACAGAGGAACAGCAGUUGACCUGUAAAACCCAGCUGCAUUGAGCAAUGGUUCUUGACAAUUUUGAUAUACUGAACUGAUUCUUUGUACCAAACCAGCUGGUAACUAACAUUAGGCUUAUGUGUAUCAGCAUAUCCUGUUUUGCAAAGCACAGUAGCUCUGAAAUAUAUUUAAUGUAUUUCAUUGGUUAUUCAUGCUGCAGUCAAGCACUAAUUUGUGUCUUUAUAGUUCCAAUUAUUAAAGAAUUUUGGUUUAAAUACA
This is a messenger RNA of Apus apus (common swift), 7485 nucleotides long. RefSeq names its product alkaline ceramidase 3 (gene ACER3). NCBI's taxonomy places the organism in Eukaryota, Metazoa, Chordata, Aves, Apodiformes, Apodidae. The record is from RefSeq and is a predicted model, not a curated record. The transcript has 11 exons. Gene Ontology annotation, cellular component: endoplasmic reticulum membrane. Gene Ontology annotation, biological process: phytosphingosine biosynthetic process; ceramide metabolic process. Bases 106 to 909 code for a protein of 267 amino acids.